Molecule: messenger RNA, 585 nt
Organism: Eleginops maclovinus (Patagonian blennie)
Lineage: Eukaryota; Metazoa; Chordata; Actinopteri; Perciformes; Eleginopidae
Product: spore coat protein G-like
Exons: 2
Coding region: 1-585 (194 amino acids)
Source: RefSeq, a predicted model, not a curated record
AUGUUUCCCUUCUUCAGUCUGCACGACGAACAUCAACAGCAAUCUGACUACAAAGAGACCUGUAAGGACUACAAAGAGACCUGUAAAGAGACCUGUAAGGACUACAAAGAGACUCGUAAGGACUACAAAGAGACAUAUAAGGACUACAAAGAGACAUAUAAGGACUACAAAGAGACCUGUAAGGACUACAAAGAGACCUGUAAAGAGACCUGUAAGGACUACAAAGAGACCUGUAAGGACUACAAAGAGACCUGUAAGGACUACAAAGAGACCUGUAAAGAGACCUGUAAGGACUACAAAGAGACCUGUAAGGACUACAAAGAGACCUGUAAGGACUACAAAGAGACCUGUAAAGAGACCUGUAAGGACUACAAAGAGACCUGUAAGGACUACAAAGAGACCUGUAAAGAGACCUGUAAGGACUCCAAAGAGACCUGUAAGGACUACAAAGAGACUUGUAAGGACUACAAAGAGACAUAUAAGGACUACAAAGAGACUUGUAAGGACUACAAAGAGACAUAUAAGGACUACAAAGAGACUUGUAAGGACUACAAAGAGACAUAUAAGGACUACAGAGACAUAUAA